This is a messenger RNA of Aspergillus nidulans FGSC A4, 1605 nucleotides long. Its product is annotated as UbiD family decarboxylase. Gene Ontology annotation, molecular function: carboxy-lyase activity. NCBI's taxonomy places the organism in Eukaryota, Fungi, Ascomycota, Eurotiomycetes, Eurotiales, Aspergillaceae. The transcript is spliced from 8 exons. The record is from RefSeq and is a predicted model, not a curated record. Bases 1 to 1605 code for a protein of 534 amino acids.
AUGUCCUCCAACGAACCCCAUCUCUGCUUCCGCUCCUUCGUCGAAGCCCUCAAGGCAGACAACGACCUCGUCGGGAUAAACGACCCCAUUGACCCAAAUCUUGAAGCUGCCGCCAUCACGCGUCUGGUCUGUGAGAACGACGAGAAAGCACCGCUGUUCAACAACCUCAUCGGCGCCAAGGACGGCUUCUUUCGCAUCCUCGGUGCACCGGCCUCACAAAGAAAGUCUCAGUCAGAACGAUAUGGUCGUCUGGCGCGUCAUCUGGCUCUUCCUCCAACGGCUAGUAUGAGGGAGAUUCUAGACAAGAUGCUCGAGGCCGAUAAGUUGCCGCCGAUCCCGCCCAGGGUUGUCCCGACGGGGCCGUGCAAGGAGAAUGUCCUUGAAGGCGACCAGAUCGACCUCACGAAGCUUCCGGUACCCAUGGUCCACAAGUCUGAUGGCGGGGCUUACAUCCAGACGUUUGCAUAUCUGGCAGAUCCACCAGAUGUGGAAGAAGGAAAACCGCGAUGUCCCCUGGGUUCUAGCGUUCGGCGUCCCCCAGCGGCUAUCAUGGCGUCCAGCAUGCCGAUUCUAGACGGGGUCACGGAGGCCGAGUAUGUAGGCGCCAUGGUCGGCCAGCCGAUUGAGCUGACGAAGUGCGAUACGAAUGAUAUUUACGUUCCUGCGAACUCGGAGAUCGUGCUCGAGGGGACUCUCUCCACCACGGACACCGGACCGGAGGGACCGUUUGGGGAGAUGCACGGGUACAUCUUCCCUGAAGACAUGCACAUCUGUCCCAAGUACAAAGUCAACAAAAUCACCUACCGCAAUAACGCCAUCCUCCCCAUGAGCUCGUGCGGCAAACUUACCGAUGAAACGCAUACAAUGAUCGGCUCCCUUGCCGCUGCUGAGAUCCGCAAAAUCUGUCAGAAAGCAAACCUGCCCGUCCUGGAUGCGUUCGCCCCCUUCAUCUCCCAGGUGACCUGGGUGGCGCUGCGAAUCGACACCUCGAAACUCCCCACGAGGUGCAAGCCUGGUGUGGACGAAGUGUUCUAUGACGACGUGCGUGCGUUCCCGCUUAUCCUUUACAAUGGACACGGGGGGAAGAAAAGCGAAGGGAGGUCGGCUGUUCGCGGAGGCAAGGUUGUGUCGAAUGCGCUGAUGGACAUCGAGUACACUCAGGGACGGAGAAAUUGGGAGGCUGCAGAUUUCAACGGAUCGUAUCCGGAGGACGUGAAGUCGAAUGUGCUGGGGAAAUGGGAGAAACUAGGGUUUGGGAGGUUGGAGAAAGUAACGAAUGAAGAUAGGCGGAAUAUAGUACAGUCGCUCGACGCCCACGUCGAUAGAUCAAAAUCAAGGCAACAUCGUAACCGUCAUGCUUUUACGUCCUCGUUUCGACGCUCAGGGUCUACAAGAUUGUGGAUAGUAGAAGAGGAAGAACACGACGACAGCAAGGAGGACAACCAGCGUCGGAAUGAACAUGAAUGUGAACAGGAACAGACUCAGCCCAAAGGCGAGGCUCUGGCCGGGGAAAAGCCGGCGGGCCAUAUGUUCGGCGAGAGUGGCUUUGAAUUUGGGCCAAUUGAGGGUAUCAAAAUGGAUGCCUGUGAGGAUCCCCAUUCUUGA